This is a messenger RNA of Dacryopinax primogenitus, 4259 nucleotides long. RefSeq names its product multidrug resistance protein 1. Gene Ontology annotation, molecular function: ATP hydrolysis activity; ABC-type transporter activity; ATP binding. The transcript is spliced from 3 exons. Gene Ontology annotation, biological process: transmembrane transport. Gene Ontology annotation, cellular component: membrane. The coding region runs from base 28 to 4065 and encodes 1345 amino acids. Lineage: Eukaryota; Fungi; Basidiomycota; Dacrymycetes; Dacrymycetales; Dacrymycetaceae. The record is from RefSeq and is a predicted model, not a curated record.
CAUCUCUCUCACCUUCGACACUGACAGAUGGCUGACCUCGAGAAACAACAGCUGCAACAGCUGCAGUCUUCCACCGCCUCAGACAACGACGACACUCCCACCCACCGCACAUCCAAUGGAACCUUCGACAUCAAAGUAGAGAAGGCAGCCGCAGCAGAGCAAGAUGAGAAAUCAAAAGGAUUGUUCGUACGGAAAGGCGCAAAGGGGGAGAAGAAGACUCGUGCUGGCAAGAAGAAGGACGCAGAGGUCGAAGGUCUCAAGCCCGUACCUCUCUCUGCCCUUUUCCGCUUUGCGACAAAGUUCGAGUUGGCUAUUGGCGCUAUUGGCCUUGUCUGCGCUGUUGCUGCCGGUGCUGCUCAGCCACUCAUGACCCUCAUCUUUGGUAAUCUCACCACGUCGUUUGUCAACUUCACAACCAUUGUCGUCAAUGGCACCCCGGAUCAGAUCGCUUCAGCCGCCACCGACUUUAGGCAUACCGCCGCCCAGGACGCGCUCUACCUUGUCGUGAUUGGCAUUGGGAUGUAUGUUGUCACACACUUGUACAUGCUUAUUUGGACAUAUACGGGCGAGAUGAAUUCUAAGCGGGUUCGUGAAAACUACCUUGCAGCUGUGCUCAGGCAAGAUGUGGCCUUCUUCGACAACCUUGGCGCUGGUGAAGUCGCGACACGAAUCCAGACGGACACUCACUUGAUCCAGCAAGGUACAUCGGAGAAGAUCCCGCUUAUUGUGACCUUCAUCGCAGCCUUCGUCACAGGUUUCGUUCUCGCUUACAUCCGUUCCUGGCGUCUUGCUCUUGCACUCACUUCUAUCGUACCUUGCAUUUCCAUCACCGGCACGAUAAUGAAUCGCUUCAUCUCCGGGCUUAUGCAAAAAUCCCUCAAGGCCGUGGCGGACGGUGGCUCCCUCGCAGAAGAGGUCAUCUCCACCAUCCGUACCACCAAGGCCUUCGGCACGCAGCGCAUCCUUUCCGCGCUCUAUGAUACCCACGUUGAGAAAGCCCAUAACGCGGACAUGAAGCAGGCGAUCGCGCACGGUAUUGGACUCUCUUGCUUCUUCUUCAUUAUCUACAGUGCAUAUGCGCUCGCCUUCUACUACGGCACCACCCUCGCUCUCCUCGGCAUUGGCGAUGUUGGCGUUAUCGUCAAUGUCUUCCUUGCCAUUCUCAUUGGUUCCUUCUCCCUGGCUAUGAUGGCGCCCGAGAUGCAGGCCGUGUCUCACGCACGCGGUGCCGCCGCAAAGUUGUUUGCCACUAUCGAUCGUGUCCCCACCAUCGAUUCCGCCUCGACCGAGGGCAAGAAGCUGGAUAACGUUGAGGGCCGGAUCAGCCUCCAGAAUGUCUUCUUCGACUAUCCUUCCCGCCCUGACGUCCGGAUUCUCAAGGACCUCACUCUUCACUUCCAGGCCGGCAGGACUGCUGCGCUGGUUGGUGCUUCCGGUUCCGGCAAGAGCACGAUUGUUGCUCUCGUGGAGCGGUUCUACGAUCCUCUCCAGGGUAGUGUUCAGCUCGAUGGCCACGAUCUCAGGGAACUCAACGUCAGCUGGCUUCGUAGUCAGAUCGGCCUCGUCUCCCAGGAACCUACUCUUUUUGCCACUUCGGUCCGCCAUAACGUCGAGCAUGGUCUGACCGGUACGCCAUUCGAGAACCUCUCUUCCGAGGAGAAGCUCGCGCUCGUUAAAGAAGCAUGUGUCAAGGCGAAUGCCGACGGAUUCAUCACCAAGCUUCCCGAAGGGUAUGAUACCAAUGUCGGCCAGGCUGGUCUCUUGCUCUCUGGUGGUCAGAAGCAGCGUAUCGCCAUCGCUCGAGCUAUUGUGUCCAACCCCAAGAUCUUGCUUCUCGACGAGGCCACGUCUGCUCUUGAUACUCAGUCUGAGGGCAUCGUCCAGAAUGCGCUUGACAAGGCUUCCCAGGGUCGCACGACCAUUACCAUUGCCCAUCGUCUCUCUACCAUCCGCGACGCUGACCAGAUUUACGUGAUGGGUGAUGGCCAAGUCCUCGAACACGGCACGCACAACGACUUGCUUUCGCGCGAGGAUGGGCCAUACGCACGUCUUGUUAACGCCCAGAAGCUGCGCGAACGCCAGGGUGGCGAUGAUCUGGAGGAGGACGAAGACUCCGAAGGUCAAGCUACCAAGCCCAGCGGACCUCUCAUGACCGAUGCCGAGGCUGCAGCCGCAGCCGAGGCCGAGAUCCCCCUCAAGCGCACUGGAACUGGCCGCUCCGUUGGCUCUGAUAUCAUGGAACAGCGCCGGCAGGCGGGACUCUUGCCCGAACAGCAGCUCGAGAAGGACUACGACUUUAUCUACCUUUUCAAGCGGAUGGGUAUGCUCAACCGUGACGCACUCAGGCUGUACGGGUUUGGCACCAUCUUCGCAAUCUGCACGGGCAUGGUCUACCCAGCCUUUGGCAUCGUCUACGGUAUCACUAUCCAAAGUUUCGCCACGUAUACCGGUGCGUCGCUGAGGACAGCAGGUGAUCGCAACGCCCUCUGGUUCUUCAUCAUCGCUAUCGCUGCUUCCAUUGCCAUUGGCUUCAACAACUCGUUCUUUGGCGCUGCGGCUGCCCAACUCACUAGCAAGCUGCGCUCAAUAUCUUUCUCCUCCAUUCUGAGGCAGGAUGUUACGUGGUUCGAUGAGGAGCGCCACUCCACCGGUGCCCUGACGGCCAACCUUUCUGAUAACCCCCAGAAGAUCAGCGGUCUUGGUGGCGUCACCCUCGGCGCCAUCGUGCAGAGUGUCACUACUGUCAUCGGUGGCGCUAUCAUUGGUCUAUGUUACGGCUGGAAGCUCGCGCUCGUCGGUAUUGCCUGCAUCCCAUUCGUCAUCAGCGCUGGUUACAUCCGGCUCCGUGUUGUUGUCCUCAAGGAUCAAAAGAACAAGGCUUCCCACGAGGAGUCGGCUCAGCUUGCCUGUGAAGUCGCUGGUGCUAUCCGCACUGUUGCCUCCCUGACUCGUGAGAAGGCGGCCUGCAGGGAGUACAGUCAGAGUCUUGAGAUCCCUCUCCGGAACUCGAAUAGGAACUCGAUCUACAGCACUGGCUUCUACGCUGUCUCCCAGGCUAUGUCAUUCUUCGCCAUCGCCCUGGUCUUCUGGUACGGAUCCCGUCUCGUCGCCGAUCUCGAGUACAGCACCGAACAGUUCUUCAUUUGCCUCAUGUCUGUCACCUUCGGUGCCAUUCAAGCCGGCAACGUGUUUACCUUUGUACCUGAUAUGUCCUCCGCAAAGGGCGCAGCGGCGUCUAUCAUCAACCUGAUCGAUACUGAGCCGGAGAUCGACUCGGACUCCACGGAGGGCAAGACGCUCACCGACGUCAAGGGUCAGAUCACCUUCCACGAUGUCCACUUCCGCUAUCCCACCCGCUCCGGUGUUCGCGUGCUCCGUCAUCUGUCGAUCCAUGUCAACCCUGGCGAGACGGUCGCCAUCUGUGGUGCUUCCGGCUGCGGCAAGUCCACCACCAUCCAGAUGAUUGAGCGGUUCUACGACCCGUUGGCGGGCACUGUUUCCCUCGACGGUAUCCCGAUCACGGCACUCAACGUAGCCGAUUAUCGCAAGCACAUUGCCAUUGUGUCUCAGGAACCAACACUUUAUGCCGGUACCAUCCGCUUCAACAUCCUCCUCGGUGCCUGCAAACCUGCAGAGGAGGUGACGCAGGAAGAGAUCGAAGACGCUUGUCGGGACGCCAACAUCCUGGACUUCAUCAAGUCUUUACCUGAUGGCUUUGAGACGUCUGUCGGCAACAAGGGAACCUCGCUUUCUGGUGGCCAGAAGCAGCGGAUAGCUAUCGCGCGUGCUCUGAUACGUAAUCCGAAAGUGCUUCUGCUCGAUGAGGCCACCUCGGCUCUCGACUCGCAAUCUGAACGUGUCGUGCAGGAAGCGCUCGACACUGCUGCUCAGGGUCGGACGACAAUCGCCAUUGCCCAUCGUCUUAGUACGAUCCAGAAUGCCGACCGUAUUUACUACCUUGCCGAGGGUAAGGUGGCCGAGGUCGGUACGCACGACGAGCUCUUGCGUUUGCGUGGUGGUUACUUCGAGCUUGUGCAGCUUCAGGCUUUGAGCAAGAGGGAAUGAGUAUCCUUGCGGACAGUUUCACGGUUUUGGGUUAGAGACAGACAUAUUCACAUCUACAAGGAAGUUUACCACAUUCUCUCUGCAAUGACGGCGCCACCUACGAAGUUAUGUUUAUGAUAGAGGCUAGCGAUAGAGCGGACGUAAUGCAGCCCUGGCAUUUCUGGGCUUGGAAAUUCAUGUAUGCCUAGCAGCGG